UUCUUUUUUAUCAGUACCAGGGAUCGAACUCACGACUGCCUGCUUGCAAGGCAGGUGCUUAUGCCGCUGAGCUAAAUCCCCAGCCCCUACUUCUGCAUUCUUUGCAAGGUAGUGGUGCCCACUCACAUGCCCACAUUCUCUGGACAGGCCUGGGUCAGGAGUGGCCUGAGGUGCUUUCUGUUAGCACCUGCCAAUUGAGUGGGAUGAAAAGGCUGUGGGCACCAUCUUACCACCAGGGUAGGAGUUGGCUGUGUACCGUUUCUGUCUGCAAAGCCUAAACUCUUCAAGGUACCUUCAUAACAUUAAAGCAGUCUUCUAGUUCUCUUCUGUUUUCAGUGGUCCUUGUCAUGGUUGGGGUUUCACAGGGCUACCAGCCAGGGUGUGGGGAUAGUGGCUUUCCAGUAGGUAUUUUUUUUCUUUGUGCCUGGGUACUCCUAGAGUGUUAGAGCUUGUCACCCUUGGCAGGCAAGGCACUUGGCAAGGAGAAAACCCACUUUUUCUCUCUGAACCCUUCCCCUGAGAGCAAGGGGCCUGCCUGGGGUCUGUAGGCUGUGCCCUUGGCUGUGUGAGUGGCAUAGCCCCAGUGACGGGCUCUCAUGUGUUUCUUACCCAUUCUCCAUUGGGUGAGUUUGGUGUUGCUGAGCUGUGCUAUCCUGCAGUGUUAACUGGGUCAUCUGGGAGGAAGACAAGUGCAGCUAUCUUCACUUCUCUCCAGCUACUGCCUUGGGUGGCUGUAGAAUGGAUGAUUAGUUACAUCAUUGGAACUCAAGAGGGUAACCUAGCCCAGUAGUGCAAGUGUUUUAAACUGAGGAGGAAGACCCAGCUGUGGUGGUAUACAGUUGUAAUCCUAGCACUCAAGAGGUUGAGGCAGGAGGAUCUCUGUUAGUUUGAGAUCAUCCUAGGCUAUAUAAUGAGUUCAAGUCUAGCCUAAACAGACAUACAAGACCUUGUCUCAAACAAAACAAAACAAAAACCCAGAAAUUAAACAAAAAACUGAAGAGAGGGCCUAGAGGAGGAUUGCCCUAUUCAGCUUCUUCUGGUUCUUCAAUUCCAGCUCAGGGUCUCUCCCCCACCCUGAAGCUGGUCCUCACCUCCUCUCCUACCCCAGUACACAACCUCUGCUUCCCUUCAGCUUCAGCUCUCUCUCUCUAUAGUGUAAUGGUUUGUCUGCUUGACUGAGCUCCAUGAAACAUGAGCCCUCCUUUACCUCUGUGUCCAUACACUGAUUAGGAUGGAUCGUUAAAAACCGUGUGGGAUAAACGCAUUGCUGUCCAAGUACAAAGGUCUCCAUAUUGGGGCAGAUGGAGAUGAGGUGAGAGACCUGGUGCCCGGUGUGCCACCCUUUUUAUCAGGGUAGGCCAGGUGUUCCUAGUCAGCUCCACCCUUUCUAAGACUUAAAAAGCCAAGGACUGGCUCCUCUCCACUUCUCAGCUUGUCAGCCUUGCCUAUCCUUAUCUUUGAGGGUGAGGAGGGUACCCUUUCCAAAGCUGGCUGGCCCAUCUGGGGCUGAGAGUUUUGUUCCCCCUUGCAUGGUCCAUGCCAACACAGGCUGCACACAGAUGACUGCCUUUCCUGUCUGCUAAAUGAAUAAGGGGCCAAUCUAUCUUCAGAAUGCGUGAGGCAGACCUUCCUGGGUUCCUGAUGCACACGCCAAAGAAGAUGAGUCAAGGACCUACCCUUUUCUCUUGUGGAAUUAUGGAAAAUGACAGAUGGCGAGACCUGGAUAGGAAAUGCCCUCUUCAGAUUGACCAACCGAGUGCCAGCAUCUGGGAAUGCCCCCCUGAAAAGUGUCAGGACAGCUCAUUGUGGCACCGAGAGGCGGUGACCACCUGUGCAGUGACCAGCCUGAUCAAAGAUCUCAGCAUCAGUGACCACAAUGGGAACCCCUCAGCACCCCCAAGCAAGCGCCAGUGCCGGUCACUGUCCUUCUCUGAUGAGAUGUCCAGCUGCCGGACGUCAUGGCGCCCCUUGGGGUCCAAAGUCUGGACUCCUGUGGAGAAGAGACGGUGCUACAGUGGUGGCAGUGUCCAGCGCUACUCCAACGGUGCCAGCACCAUGCAGAGGAGCUCCAGCUUUAGCCUCCCUGCCCGGGCCAAUGGGCUCUCCUCACCCUGCCACCAGGCGGGACUGCACCACCGCUUUGGGGCACAGCCCAGCAGCCAAGGAGCCUUGGGCUCACCCCCCUGUGGACAGGCAGGCGACCCUUGGAGCCCUGACCCACACCCUGUGGGUGGGGGCCGUCUAGACCUGCAGCGGUCCCUCUCCUGCUCACAUGAGCAGUUUUCCUUCACGGAAUACUGUGUACCCUCAGCCAACAGCACACCUGCCUCAACGCCAGAGCUGGUGAGACGUUCCAGCGGGCUCUCCCGCAGUCGUUCCCAGCCAUGUGUCCUUAAUGACAAGAAGGUUGGUGUGAAACGGCGGCGUCCCGAAGAUGUGCAGGAGCAGAGGCCUUCCCUAGACCUUGCCAAGAUGGCACAGAACUGUCAGACCUUCAGCAGCCUCAGCUGCCUGAGCACGGGGAUGGAGGACUACAGCCCUCAGAGCCCCUUCGCUGUCCACGCCAGCGGCACCCGGUCCUGGGCCACCUUGCUGUCAGCCUCCAGCCCAGGGGGCAGGACCCCUGCCGGGACCCCAGCCCCUGAGCCUUUCCCUGCCUCCUUUGAUGACCGCCUCACCUGCCCGGAGGACCUGUCUUGUGAGGAGUCAGAUGGCUGCUCCCUGGAUGGGGACUGUGGCAGAAAGGGGGAGCUAGCUCCAGCCUGGAGGGACUGUGGGGCCACUGGGAAUAGCCUCUGCUCACUGGAUGGCGAGUUGGACAUUGAGCAGAUAGAGAACAACUGAGGGGCUGAGACCCUGGUCCAGGCUGGGGGUGCUUCUCUCUGGGCCCUAUGUGGACACUUGCAGGGGGGACCCCAGCCCCUUCCCCAGAGGUUUCAGGUCCCAGGGAGGAGCUGUCUGGCUCCGUGAAGGCUGGCCUGGCUGUGCCCCACAGCGGGACACGUCAGCCUCUCACCAGCUGUCAAGCACGUCAGCCAGUGGGUCCACGGAACUACUGUAGCCCACAGAGCAGCUUUUUGGUUUGGUCUUUUCUGCCUUGUUCCUUGUGCGAUGUUGGGCAGUUAUUCCCGGCAGGGCUGGGGCCAGGUCCAUUGGGCCAUUUCUGGGCUCUGCUUGGCCUCAUUCAGGUUCACUCGGGGAGUCGGCCCCAGUCUUUCACUCAGUUUAUUCUGUGCCUUCUUUCCCAGGUCUCUCUGCUCCCGGGAAGGUGCAGGGGACACUCCUUCUGUAGUAACACCAGAACCAUUUGGCCUUAAUCCCACACAGGGGCACCAGUGUGGCCCUCUCAAGGGUAAGCCCUGGUCUUGACUCUAGGGUGCUUGUUAGACACCAUCGCACUGGGUAGACCCUUGGCUGAAGGGCAUAUCCGUUUGCCUUGUCAAGGUCACAGAGCAACUGCUCCAUCCCCUGCCCCUUGAAGGGCUGCCUUGGCUGCUGCUGAUGGCAGCCAUCUCCAAUGGCUCCUGGUUCCUGAAUCACAAGCUUGAUUGAUUCAGGUGAGUGAAGGGAUGUCAUAAGAAAAAGGCGACUUCUUAAAAUGCCCUCAGGAGACAGGAAUGUGAGCAGGAGCACAAACCCAGCCCCUGUGCAGGUUUCAACGGUGAAGUAUGUCUGGGGCUGUUCUUGGAGCCAGGGAGGGCCUUCGAGCUCCCUGCAGUAUCCCAGUGUUUCUCAGUGCACAUUCUCCAGUGUUUGCAGGCACCAGGCUUAGGCAGAGUGCUCUGUCCCCUGCAAAACACGAAGCCCUGUCUGGUGAAGGAGCCAGUCCUAGGUGCUGCCUGCGUAAGGCAGCCGCAGCCACCAGCAUGGCUUGUCUCAACCUACACCCUCCCCAGCCCCUCUCCCCUGGCACAGACUGUCCCUCAGGCUGUGUGCUCAGGAGCCCCCCAGCCCACCUCACACCCAUACCACAGGCCUCCGUGCUCUGGGAACGUGGCUGUUAGCAAACUUGGCAUCUUCUACAAACAAUAGUAAGUGGGCUGGCUAAUGAGUGGCUUAUUUUCCCAUAAGGCUGAAAAUCUCUGGUGUGUUCUCUUAUGUUCGCUGAGAUGUGAUCAAAACACUGUUGCAGUCACUUUGCUUUUGCUUCCAUUCCAUGGACCAGCAAGCGACUCACGUCAGCAAAUUGAGUUCAAAUGUUUCUCACCUUUCUCCACUAAAGAACCUGGUUGGGAAACUUCGUUUAAAUCUUCACUUUUCCUUAUACCAGAGGGUAGUGGCUCCAGUUUUGAUUUGUAGGUAGUAUUUCUUUAAAAAUCAGCCAGAAGUUGCUUGCAGGAAGCCCUAUCCUCAUGGCCCUCAGAGGCUGCGUGGACAGCUUCAGGGUGGACAGCGUAACAGGUAUGCCCAGCACAUCCUUUGGUGGAGACCCAGCUCACCCAUUUGCUGUGUCUCCCGCCAGAGGCCUAAAAAGCCAAAUCAGAGUGUAGGCAGCUCUGGGUGGACAAAAAUAUGGCACCUCACCCCUGUAUGUUGAUGGUGGAGGCCUCAUCUUCUCAGAGCAAGUUGGAGGAGGAGGAAGGUAGUUGAGAGGAUAUAGCAACGCACUGCCAGUGCCUUUUCCCCAGAAAACCAGGAGGGGGUUCUGGUACCUGGUGUGACCAUACCAAGCAUGGUGACAAUGGGAGCACAGCCCCAAGCAGAGAAAGGCAGAGAUAGGGUUCCUUCUGUCUGGUCCACUCUGCAGGGCCAGCUAAGGCCAAGACAGGCAGCAGCCACCAGCUGCCUCUCCUAAGAGUCAGGGUAGGAGGCACCUACUGGCAGGUGUGUCGUGGCUGUAGUGCUGGUGACCUGUCCUCUUGGCUAAAGAACAACUAGUGGAGCUUACUGAGUCACAACCUAAUCUAGCCCAGGGGUCCUUAAGGACAAAUGUCCAGGCCCAUGGGGCAUUUGGCCCUUUCCAGCCUCACAGGCCCUUUUUAACUAUCCUGUCCCUGUUCCCCUAGCGCAGGCAGGUAGCAGUGGCAACUGAAGGACAAUAUGGUGGUGCCUUUCUGGUUAUAGAAAGAAAUGCCCUCCCUUUCACUUUGUGGUCUUCUUUUGAUUGAGCAGGCCCCCUCUAGGAGGUGUCCUGCUGACUUAGCAGCCAUACUGUUCUGUGGUCCACUCUGCUGGCCCCAGGACUCCGUCUUGGUGCUCUUGGGCAGGAGUACCCGGAAGACCUCUCUGGCCCCUCCUAUGGGCAGUGGGCAGGUGGGCUCACCCUCACCAGCAUGGUGGCUUCAGCUGGUGGCUGCAGCAGAAGCCUUGCCUUGUUGGUUGGGUCUGUGAGACCUGCCUUUGGCAGAGCUGAGGAGGUGCAAGCUCUGGAGAGUAGACUGAACCAGGUGCCCAGAGGCCUGGAAGGAUACGUGGAGUAGGAAGUGGGGUUUCCUGACAUGCAGUGUCCCCAUUCACUCCAGAAGCCACUGAACUGACAGGAGCUGCCUUUGGUCUAGGUGCCAGGCCUGGGUCAGGGCCACAGCCUAGCCGUUUACAUGACUGCAAACCCUCUUGCCUUAUUCUUGGGCAGUGGAGGCUAGAGCCUGGCCCAGAGGCUGGGGAAGACACAUCCCGGCCCCAGGGAGCUUGUUCUUAAUACAUAGAGAUCUUCAUCCUCAGAAAGCCUUACUUUUCAACCAAACUUUUAUAUCAGGAAAGUUUUUGAAUUUGUACAUUGAAUGAAAAUUUUCGUAAAAGGCCACAUAGAAACGAAAACCCAUUUCCAGACGGGGCUCCUGGUAUAGAUCAGUGUGACGCUCUGACACUACCAAGGGGUGUUCAGGGCACUGUCUGCCCGAGCAAGCUUCCCCUGCAGUGAAAGCACACCCUAGGUCCUGUGCCCCACAUGAGCCUGGUGGCCAUGGGGCAGCCAGCUGAACACCUAGGGCUCUGCCCAAGUAGGCGGUGAUGCUGCACCUUGCCAUACCCAUGCUGCUGACCAAACCCUUCCCCCUGGCACCAGAGAAAACCAUGCUUCUUAGACGAGAAAGGUGGUUUAACAAGUUGCAGCCCGUAAGUGGGGCUUUCGUAGCCUAGGUAGGAUAGUCUGACCUUCUAGCAUAGUUUUGUUGGCAAAUGAAUUGAGUUGUCAGUGCGUGGGGGCAAUGCUGGGAGUUGGGGGACAGACAUGUAGGCCACACCAGGGUUACGUGGAUUUCUUCCACCCCUGCAGUGUCAUGUUGCAGCGCUUCAGCAAUCCUGGUGGCCAGGGUAGUGCUGUGCCAGGUUCCUGCUAGAGCAAAGCAGUCUGCACACACAGGCGCUGGGGCUUUCCUACCACCGCUGCCCUCCGAUCCUGUCCUCCCACGCAGGCCACGACUGUCUUGCACUAGAGCCGCUCUAGUCUCAGGAAUUUGCUUGUUACUUUUACUGUGUAAAUAAAGCUUCCGGGAUCAAUACCCAAA
Cavia porcellus (domestic guinea pig) is the source of this 6446-nucleotide messenger RNA. RefSeq names its product family with sequence similarity 53 member B (gene Fam53b). The record is from RefSeq and is a predicted model, not a curated record. NCBI's taxonomy places the organism in Eukaryota, Metazoa, Chordata, Mammalia, Rodentia, Caviidae. Gene Ontology annotation, biological process: positive regulation of canonical Wnt signaling pathway; protein import into nucleus. Gene Ontology annotation, cellular component: nucleus. The transcript has 4 exons. Bases 1612 to 2844 code for a protein of 410 amino acids.